Psylliodes chrysocephalus is the source of this 843-nucleotide messenger RNA. Lineage: Eukaryota; Metazoa; Arthropoda; Insecta; Coleoptera; Chrysomelidae. The record is from the annotation of a GenBank genome assembly.
CAUUAUUCUGUCAAAAUGACACUUAUAACCCGUCUCUCAUCCCGUUUAUUAAAGUUCCCAAACCCACACCAACCCAUUGCGUUUCUUUCAAAGUCUUACAAAAAAUCAUCUUUCUCUUGUGAUGAUAAAAUCGUUGAACCAAAACCCCCUCCAGUCAAAUAUCCUGAUUUCUUUAAAGUCCCGAGAAAUAUGGGUCCGCAUUACAAGAACGACGAGUACAGACCAUAUUCCCCCCAUCAGACUACUGAAGGUAAAAUAGAAUGGGUGUUAGCCCGCUUGGAUGAUAUCUUGAAUUGGGGCAGAAAGUGUUCGCUGUGGCCGAUGACAUUUGGGCUAGCUUGUUGCGCUGUGGAGAUGAUGCAGUACGCUGCGCCAAGAUACGAUAUGGACAGGUACGGUACAGUGUUUCGAGCUUCUCCUCGACAAACUGACGUCAUCAUGGUCGCUGGGACUGUCACUAAUAAGAUGGCGGUGGCAUUCAGGAAAGUCUACGACCAAAUGCCAGAGCCAAAAUGGGUGAUUUCCAUCGGCAGCUGUGCUAAUGGUGGUGGAUACUACCAUUACUCUUAUUCGGUAGUCCGAGGUUGUGAUCGAAUAGUCCCAGUUGAUAUCUACGUACCAGGGUGUCCUCCGACAGCCGAAGCUAUCUUGUACGGCGUGAUGAUGCUGCAGAAGAAAGUGAAGAGGAAUUGCGGUGUGCAAAGUUGGUAUUGGAAGAACUGGAAGAAGUUUAGCGGUAGAAAUGUCUCUGAGGUGAAGAGACCGUCUGCUUGUGAUUAAUAUGUAUUACAAUAAUUUUGAGUUCGCUAAUAAGGUGUGCUAAUUUUUUCAAAGUUUCUGAAG